Prosopis cineraria is the source of this 495-nucleotide messenger RNA. RefSeq names its product SKP1-like protein 1B. The transcript has a single exon. Gene Ontology annotation, biological process: SCF-dependent proteasomal ubiquitin-dependent protein catabolic process. The coding region runs from base 1 to 495 and encodes 164 amino acids. The record is from RefSeq and is a predicted model, not a curated record. Gene Ontology annotation, cellular component: cytoplasm; nucleus. Lineage: Eukaryota; Viridiplantae; Streptophyta; Magnoliopsida; Fabales; Fabaceae. Gene Ontology annotation, molecular function: cullin family protein binding.
AUGACAUCGUCGGCGAAGACUGUUACAUUGACAAGCAGCGACGGCGACGAGUUGGAGGUGGCCAUUAAUGCCGCAACACAGUCGACGCUAAUAAAGAACAUAUUGGACGAAUUUGGCGUCUCCGACAAGAUCCCAAUAUGCAACGUGAAUUCUGCGACGUUGGCAAAAGUCAUGGAAUACUGCCAGAAACAUGCCGAUCAUGACAAGGCCACCAAGACCGAGACGGACGAUGUCGUCGAUGGCGAAGCCGUGGAGGGACUGAAACAGUGGGAUGCUGAUUUUUUGAAAGUGGACAGUGAUUUCCUGUUAGAUAUUAUAUUGGCGGCGAACUAUAUGGAAAUUGCAGGCUUGUUAGAUUCAUCUUGUCAGGCUGUGGCUAAUAUGAUCAAAGGGAAAUCGCCGGAACAGAUUCGACGGAUUUUGAACAUAAAGAAUGAUUUUAGUCCUGAAGAAGAGGAGCAGAAUCGUAGGGAGUAUCAAUGGGCCUUUGAUUGA